AUAUUUUUUUCAGCAAUACAACUCUGCUUAAAACAAAAUGGCGUAUUUUUUACUGCAAUAUAUCAAGACGACGUGAACAUCUUUUGUGUGGUUGAAAACUGCAUUUAAAAACAAGUGACUCACUUUAAGAAACAAAAUAAACAUUUGCCAAAACCGUUAUCAAGUGUAUUGCAUGUUUAAUGAGCGCUACAAGGCAACUCUGUGUGCUACCACGAAAAUAUAAUGAGCCAGGCACUCAAUGAAUCGUCGCAUAGUAUAGGCUCAGACGAACAAGAUGACACACGUGAAGAGGCCAGUGGCAGUGGCAGCGGUAGUGGCAGUGGAUCCUCCGGCUCCGAUUCCGAUUCGGACAGUUCCUCAGGUAACUCAAGUGAUGGACGCAGCUCCCCGGAGCCAACAGUUGCCAAACCGUCGGCAGCGGCGGUGGCCGGUUUUCCACCAACAGCAGCUGCCGCUCAAGCGGAUAGUAAAACAAAUGGCUUUACCGAUGGGAAUGAGGAGGAUAGCUCCAGUGGUGAUUCCAGUGCCAGUGAUUCCGACUCUGAGGCGGAGGCGGAGGCUGAAGGAGGAGAGCCAGACAGAACAAAUAACAAUAACAACAACAGCAACAGUAAACUGCACACAAGUAUCAGCAGCAGCUCCUCCGGCGCCUCUGCUGCGACGCUCCCAAAAGCGGCCGGAGAAGAUGACGACGAUGAUGAUGAUGAUGACGACGAUGAACAGUUGCCGCAACAGUCACAGGCUGCAAGUGAAGUCAGCGCCGAUGAUGAUGAUGAUGAUGCCAGUGAUAGCUCUGCCAAUGCAUCGCCCUCAUCUUCCAGCAGCAGUAGCAGCAGCGAGGAUGAAGAGGAUGAUUACAGACCUAAGCGAUCCACGCGACAACCGCGCAAAGCAUCUUCAGCUGCUGCUGACAAAUCAAAGCGACCUCAACCUGCCAAAAAGAAGAAGAAACAAACCUGGGACUCUGAUGAGAGCGAUGAGAGCGACGAAGCUGACAGCGAUGAGGCACCCUUUGCAGCACAAAAGCGUAAGUGUAACUCCCGCCCCGGCAGCAGCAAACAGUCACAGCAACAACAACAACAGCAGCAGCAGCGACGUCGCGUGAAGUCCUUUAGUUCGGAGGAUAGCGAUGAUGAUGAUCCAAGCAAACGUAGUUGUGCCACGCGUCGCAACGCCGCCGCUGUUAGUUACAAAGAGGCUUCCGAGGAUGAAGCCACCGGCUCGGAGGAUCUGCUGGAAUUUGAGUAUGAUGAGACACAGGUGGCGGCAAAUGCAGCUGCUGCCGAGGAGGAUGAGAAAUGCGAGACGAUUGAACGCAUCCUUGCACAGCGGGACGGCAAAAAAGGCUGCACUGGGAAUCAGACAACGAUUUAUGCCAUUGAGGAGAAUGGUUGCGAUCCGAAUGCCGGUUUUGAUGACUCCUCAUCCGAGUUAUCAGAGGUGCAAUACCUAAUCAAAUGGAAGGGUUGGAGCUACAUACACAAUACCUGGGAGUCGGAGACGACACUGCGCGAAAUGAAGGCUAAGGGCAUGAAAAAGCUCGAUAAUUUCAUCAAAAAGGAACAGGAACUGGCAUGCUGGCGACGCUAUGCCGGUCCCGAGGAUAUUGACUACUUUGAGUGUCAGCUCGAGUUGCAACACGAUUUGCUCAAAUCCUACAACAAUGUGGAUCGCAUCAUUGCACGCGGCACAAAGCCCGACGAUGGCAGCGAGGAGUAUCUAUGCAAAUGGCAGUCAUUACCAUAUGCCGAGUCCACUUGGGAGGAUGCAACUUUAGUGCUACGCAAAUGGCAACGCUGUGUCGAACAGUUCACAGAUCGCGAGAGCUCCAAGUGUACGCCAUCUCGACACUGUCGUGUGAUCAAGUAUCGUCCCAAGUUCUCGCGCAUCAAGACGCAACCAGAGUUCCUGGUGGAGGGCCUGACGUUGCGUGACUACCAAAUGGAUGGUCUCAACUGGCUGUUACACUCGUGGUGCAAAGAGAAUUCUGUCAUAUUGGCCGAUGAAAUGGGCCUGGGCAAGACCAUACAAACCAUUUGCUUUCUCUAUUCGCUUUUCAAGCUACAUCAUUUAUAUGGACCAUUUCUAUGCGUGGUGCCGCUGAGCACAAUGACCGCCUGGCAGCGGGAAUUUGAUUUGUGGGCACCCGAUAUGAAUGUGGUCACAUAUUUGGGCGAUGUCAAGUCACGCGAGCUAAUCCAGCAAUUUGAGUGGCAGUUUGAGGGCUCCAAAAGACUGAAAUUCAAUUGCAUACUAACCACCUAUGAGAUUGUUCUCAAGGAUAAACAAUUUCUGGGCACACUACAGUGGGCAGCAUUGCUGGUGGAUGAAGCGCAUCGUCUAAAGAAUGAUGAUUCACUGCUCUACAAGUCACUCAAGGAGUUUGACACAAAUCAUCGUUUGCUUAUUACGGGCACUCCGCUGCAGAACUCUCUAAAGGAACUGUGGGCGUUGUUGCACUUUAUUAUGCCCGACAAAUUUGAUACGUGGGAGAACUUUGAGCUGCAACAUGGCAAUGCCGAGGACAAGGGCUACACGCGUCUACAUCAGCAACUGGAGCCAUAUAUUCUGCGGCGUGUCAAGAAGGAUGUGGAGAAAUCGCUGCCCGCCAAAGUUGAGCAAAUAUUACGUGUGGAGAUGACAUCGCUGCAGAAACAGUAUUACAAAUGGAUACUGACCAAAAAUUUCGAUGCACUUCGCAAGGGUAAACGCGGCUCCACCUCCACCUUUCUGAACAUUGUCAUUGAGCUGAAAAAGUGCUGCAAUCAUGCAGCUCUCAUAAGGCCCUCAGAGUUUGAGCUGUUUGGACUGCAGCAGGAUGAGGCACUGCAGAUGCUGCUCAAGGGCUCGGGAAAGCUGGUGCUGUUGGAUAAGCUGCUGUGCCGUCUCAAAGAGACUGGACAUCGUGUGCUCAUCUUUUCACAGAUGGUACGCAUGCUGGAUGUACUCGCCGAUUAUCUGCAGAAACGGCACUUUUCCUUUCAGCGCUUGGAUGGCAGCAUCAAGGGCGAGAUGCGACGUCAGGCGCUGGAUCACUUCAAUGCGGAGGGUAGUCAAGAUUUUUGUUUUCUGCUUUCGACACGCGCCGGUGGCUUGGGUAUUAAUCUUGCCACUGCCGAUACGGUCAUAAUAUUCGAUUCGGAUUGGAAUCCACAGAAUGAUUUGCAGGCGCAGGCGCGUGCCCAUCGCAUUGGACAAAAGAAUCAGGUUAACAUUUAUCGUCUGGUCACCGCACGCUCUGUGGAGGAGCAAAUUGUUGAGCGGGCCAAGCAGAAAAUGGUGCUCGAUCAUUUGGUGAUACAACGCAUGGAUACCACAGGACGCACAGUGCUAGAUAAGAGCGGAAAUGGUCAUUCUUCCAAUUCGAAUCCCUUCAACAAGGACGACUUAUCGGCCAUACUUAAAUUUGGUGCCGAGGAGCUGUUCAAGGACGAGCAGGAGCACGAGGAAGAGCUCGUUUGCGACAUUGAUGAAAUUCUGCGUCGUGCCGAGACACGUAACGAGGAUCCUGAGAUGCCCGGCGAUGAUUUACUCUCUGCCUUCAAGGUGGCCAGCAUUGCCGCUUUCCAGGAGGAUGAGCCCAGCGAGGCGGCGAGUAAAGAUCAACAGGGCAACGACGAGGAAGAUGACAGCAAAGACUGGGACGACAUUAUACCCGAAGGCUUUCGCAAGGUCAUUGAGGAUCAGGAGCGUGCCAAAGAAAUGGAGGACAUGUACCUGCCGCCGCGUCGUAAAACCGCCGCGACAAACAAAAGUGAUGCCUCCAAACGGGGCAUGGCCAAGGGAGGCGCCCGCUCCAAACAAGGUGACGACUCUGCUGAUUCAGACUAUGAGCUGGGCUCGGAUGCUAGUGGCGCUGGUGGCGAGGAUGGUGGCAGGCAGCGUAAACGCGGUCGUCCCGCCAUGAAGGAGAAAAUCAUUGGAUUCACCGAUGCCGAGCUGCGUCGCUUCAUACGCAGCUACAAGAAGUUUCCAGCGCCAUUGUUGCGUCUGGAGGCGAUUGCCUGUGAUGCGGAGUUGCAGGAGAAGCCGCUGACGGAGCUGAAGCGCAUUGGCGAGAUGCUACACGAUCGAUGCGUGCAGUUCCUCAACGAGCACAAGGAGGAAGAAACCAAGACUGUCAAGGAGGAGGAUCUGCAGCAACAGGGCAACAAGCAGCGACGUCCACGAGCCACCUACUCCGUCAAGCUAGGCGGCGUCUCGUUCAAUGCCAAAACCCUGCUCGCCUGCGAGGAGGAGCUACAGCCACUUAACGAGCUCAUGCCCAGUUCGUCGCAGGAGCGACAAAACUGGGUGUUCAAUAUUAAGACCCGUUCACCCAACUUUGAUGUGGACUGGGGCACCGAGGAGGAUACACACUUAUUGCGUGGCAUUUAUCAGUAUGGCAUUGGUUCCUGGGAGCAAAUGAAACUGGACCCCACGCUCAAGCUCAGCGAGAAGAUACUGCUCAAUGACACACGCAAGCCGCAGGCCAAGCACUUGCAAUCUCGAGCCGAAUAUCUGCUCAAGAUCAUCAAGAAGAAUAUCGAGCUGACCAAGGGAGACCAACGACGUCAGCGACGUCCGCGCAAGCUGAAAACCAGUGUCAACUCCAAUACAACAGCGGUCAGCACGCCGGAGCGUAAGGAUGGCGCAGUUGAGGAUGCUAAUUCCACAUUGCCAGGCGACAGCAGCUCCAGACAGGCAGUUGAUGGUGGCGGCGUGCUUACUUCGCCCGUUGCUUCAUCCGCGACUGCGGAACAGGCCAGUGGGCAGAAGAAAAAGAAAUCCAAGACGCGCAGCAAGAAAACAAGCGCCUCCGACAACAAUGGCAACAAGCCGAUGCACUUUACGGCCAACAAUGAACCACGAGCCUUGGAAGUGCUGGGAGAUCUCGAUCCAAGCAUCUUUAAUGAAUGCAAGGAGAAGAUGCGACCCGUUAAGAAGGCGCUAAAGGCUCUGGAUCAGCCUGAUCUCAGCUUGUCGCAACAGGAUCAGUUGCAGCACACACGUGACUGUCUUUUGCAAAUUGGACGACAGAUUGAUGUGUGCCUGCAGCCGUACGGCGAGUCGGAGAAGAAGGAAUGGCGCAGCAAUCUCUGGUACUUUGUGUCCAAGUUUACGGAGCUGGAUGCCAAGCGACUCUUCAAGAUCUACAAGCAUGCACUGAAGCAGCAGCAGACACAGUCGGCCACGCCAAAGGAUGCAACGAAUGCCACAACUCAUGAAGGCGGAAAAUCCAAGCGUGCACGUGCAGAAAACGGCGCCACUCUUGAUAAGGACAAGGAGCGUGACAAGAGUGGGAAAAAGAAGAAAAAGGACAAGGAUAAGGAACGCGAGUCACGUUACUCCGGUGCCGUUUCCGAAGAAAAGUCAGCUCGUCGCUUUCCCAACGAUUCGCCAAUAAAAAGGAAGCGCGAUGAGAAUGAUGCGGAAGCCAGCAGCCUGGGCAUAAGCAACACUGGCAUUAGUGACAAUCUCAAGUCCAUGUCCUUUAAGCGCCUGAAUAUGGACGCGGCUGCAUCGUCGCGUCACGGCAGUCACGAGGAUCAGCGCAAGAAGCAUCAUCGAGGUGAUGAAUAUUAUGCCAGUGCCGGCGGUGGUCCUCCUGGCGGCUACGAAGGCAACAGCACCCGUCGCUCUGGACUCAAUUCACCAUCGGGUAUCGGCAGCAGUCGGCGCUUUGAGCAGCCGCCCGCCUCCUCUGGCUAUCCAUCAGAAAUGGAUCGCUGGCAUGCUCGUGAUCGUUACAACUUUGAUUACAAACGUGAUCGCUAUGAUACGUUAUACCAGCGCAGCGGAGGAGGCGGCGGUGCUGCCGGCGGUGGUUAUCAUCGUGAUCAUCGCGAACGGGAUCGGGAGCGACGGCCGGACAAGCGAAGCAGAUACCCGUCCGGCUUGCCGCCGCACGCCUAUUCAAGCCACUACCUGCCACCCAAUUACUAUUUGCCGAAUAACAUGGUGCCGGGAUUGCCGCCACCGCCUCCAGGAUACCGGGGCGAACCGCGUGGCUAUCCGGUGAUGUCGCGGGACUAUCCCGCUGAUUACAGACGCAGUGAAUAUGAGCGUCGCACGCAGACGUGAGGAGCAAGUGUUGCCAGUAAUUGUAUAUACAUACAUCGUACAUGUAGACUAGUUUUAAGCUUGGCUGUGGUGUCUGUGUCGGGCGCUGCUUAUCUUUUCGUAACGAUCUUGACACAACGCAUAAGCAACAUACAUACAAACACACACACAUAUAUAUACAAGAAUCGACACAUACGCAUAUAAAAACAGAUAUACGUUAAACAGUCUAGGUAUCAUACAUAGCUAAACAUAUGUACAAGUAAUAUAUAGCAGCUAUUUAUAAAUUGUACUGUAAAUUUAAAUUAAAUAUUUAAACGUAUAUUAUGUAAAUGGCGUUUGAGGCAGAAAACAAAAACAACUAAAAGAUACAAUACAAAAAUCACAUUAAUAAGCUAAUUUUACAAUUUCCCUUGUAUAAAGCAUAGGCUUUAAGUUUUGUUCAUUGCAACUUUUUUUAUACUGUACAGUAAACUACGGGCGAAUGCCAAUUUAACAAGUCUUUUGAAAGCUUUUAAAAUAACAAAUUCUCACUAUAUUAAUAAACGAAAACAAUGAAUGAAUCGAUUAUGUUUGAUUAUCAAACGAAGAAAAGAUAAAAAGUAAAUAACUUAACAAAAAUAAAUAUAUAUAAAAAGGAGUGUAAGAAUUCGUUUCUAUGUCUGUGCUUAAGCACUUUUAUAUACCAUAUAUAGAAAUACCGCCCCGGGAGCCGUGUAUGUAAUUUAGUUAAUAUUAUUCUGUAUGAAUAGGUAUAUAACAUAUGUUGUAGUAUCUGAAGUCUAUAAAUAUGUAUAUCAUUAAAUUAUAAAAUGCAUUACAUCAAA
Molecule: messenger RNA, 6866 nt
Organism: Drosophila innubila
Lineage: Eukaryota; Metazoa; Arthropoda; Insecta; Diptera; Drosophilidae
Gene: Chd1
Product: chromodomain-helicase-DNA-binding protein 1
Exons: 7
Coding region: 223-6063 (1946 amino acids)
Biological process (GO): regulation of transcription by RNA polymerase II; nucleosome organization
Cellular component (GO): nucleus; chromatin
Molecular function (GO): ATP binding; histone binding; ATP-dependent chromatin remodeler activity
Source: RefSeq, a predicted model, not a curated record